AUGUCUAUUAAAUCUGCGUAUAAGAUUAUAAAUAAAAGCCUUCAAGAAUUGCUCAUGCAGAUUCAUUUUAAAUCCGAAAUACGUCAUACGAGAUCCGAAAAUUUCUUGAAGUCAUCUCACUUAAAAAUACCAAUAAAAUCUAUAAACGCAGCUAUAGAUCUGAUUGGAAUGAAAAAACAAAUAUAUCCAGAUUAUAAAAUUAUGCAAAGGACAAUAUUCGCACAAAAAAUACGUCAAAUUACACAUUGUUUCGUUUCAACGAGCGAGGUAUUGAGAAAGGUGAACAGAUCAGAAGAUUUUGUUUUAGUUGUACAGCUCACUAUUUUAAGCUUAGAUUUAGUUCUUACAGUUCAUAAUGCCCUGCACACGUUAUACGAUAAUGACUCUUUUUCCAAAGAUAUCUUAUUAAAAAUACUACAGACUAGUUGGUUUAUCUAUCACAUUACUAAAACAAUAUUAUUCGUGGAGCCAUGUUAUCGGACUGAAAGAGAGGUUUCCAAUACACGCUUUUUGGUGGGUCGCAUUAUGUGCUACGUGACUUCUGAAGUAGACCCCGUGAGAGAUGAAAUAGAUGAUUUUUUCAAACAAUUGCUGCUUAACAAUAUAUCAUAUUCAGCUAUGGGGAUAUGCAACAUGGGAAGACCUCUUAUGUCAACGAUUAUUGGAGGCGUCACAACAAUUAUAGUAUUUCUCUUUCAGUUUUAA
Messenger RNA from Nymphalis io (European peacock), 705 nucleotides. RefSeq lists its product as uncharacterized. The record is from RefSeq and is a predicted model, not a curated record. Gene Ontology annotation, cellular component: membrane. Lineage: Eukaryota; Metazoa; Arthropoda; Insecta; Lepidoptera; Nymphalidae. Bases 1 to 705 code for a protein of 234 amino acids. The transcript is spliced from 6 exons. Gene Ontology annotation, biological process: sensory perception of taste.